This is a messenger RNA of Notothenia coriiceps (black rockcod), 2593 nucleotides long. RefSeq names its product proteinase-activated receptor 3-like. Gene Ontology annotation, cellular component: plasma membrane. The transcript has 2 exons. Gene Ontology annotation, biological process: thrombin-activated receptor signaling pathway; positive regulation of Rho protein signal transduction; blood coagulation. The record is from RefSeq and is a predicted model, not a curated record. Gene Ontology annotation, molecular function: thrombin-activated receptor activity. NCBI's taxonomy places the organism in Eukaryota, Metazoa, Chordata, Actinopteri, Perciformes, Nototheniidae. Bases 225 to 1355 code for a protein of 376 amino acids.
CAUUCCUUUUCAAGCGAAGAAGAUGUCAAGUGUGGUUUUUUUUUGGUUGGUAGGCUUGGGGAGGUGUUUGCGACUUCAGUACACCCACGCAGCAGCAGCAGCAGCAGCAGCAGCAGAGCGAGGUGACAGCAAACAGCGAUGAGAUGAGAAAGCAGAGAGUACAGUGAGAGAGAGAAGUGGGAUUUAUUUCUGUCAAGCUGGUUGUUGUGGAACGAUAAGAAAGAAUGGGGAAACUUUUUCUCUUUUUCCUUGUUUUUGUUCUCUGUUUGAGUGGCACUCUUCAGAAAAAAGGGAAACAGGAAAAGAACAACAGCAACAGCUCUGCCGUUGCAGGGCCAAGAACAUUUUUUGGGGAGCCAGCCAUUAAGACCAAGUCCUUGUUUGUCCUAAAUGAGACACAGGCUCCCCUUCCAUCUGAAUCCCCUCCAGCACUGCAGUCCCUUAGCAACAGCACAGUGGGGUUCCUGGACGGGGUCCUGAGCACCCGGGUAAUCCCCAUCAUUUACAUGUUGGUCGUCGCUGUCGGGAUCCCGGCCAACGUCGCCAUCUUGUGCACGCUGGUCACAAAAGUCAGGAAGGUGUCCUCCGCCAUCCUGUACUGCAGCCUGGCCGUCUCCGACCUCUUCCUCCUCCUCUCCCUCCUCUUCAAGGCUCAAUACCAUUUCCAUGGAAACAACUGGGUGCUCGGGGAGGCUGCGUGUCGGUUGGUCACGGCCUGUUUCUAUGGCAACCUCUACUGCUCGGCCCAGACGCUGGCCUGCAUCAGCAUCAAGCGCUACCUGGCCGUGGUGCACCCGUUCAUGUACAAAAGCCUCCCCAAAAGGGCGGUCACUGCGUGGGUCACCGUGGCAGUGUGGGGGGCGUUCGGGGCCGCCGUGGUCCCCGAGCUCCUGGUGCAGCAGAGCUAUUGGCUCCCUGAGGUGCGACGCAUCACCUGCCAUGACGUCCUGCCCGUGUUCUCCGAAUCCCACGUCUUCCUGCUCUACUACAACCUGUUUCUGACCGUCUUCGGCCUCCUAGUGCCGCUGGUGGUUACGGUUGUGUGCUACGGUCGCAUCGUGUGUGAGCUCAACCGAUCUCACCACGACUGGGCCAUGUACAUCCAGGCCAGCUCUCUGGUGUUUGUGAUCUUCCUGCUGUGUUUCACUCCCGCUGGAGUCCUGCACCUCCUCCAUUAUGCGCAACUGUUUGUGUACGGGACAGAGAGUUUGUACGUCCAUUUUAAAGUGGCGGUGUGUUUGUGUUGCCUCCAUGCAUGUUUGGACCCUUUCCUCUUCCUCCUGAUGUCAAAGUCUGUAGGGACAAGGCUUUACUUCAGGGCCUUUAAAGGCAAAACUCUGAGCUUGUCCGUCUAAAAGCGUAUUUAUGUGUUACCAAAAACUGUUUGUUGCAGAUAAAGAGGGAGUUUUUUCUUUGGGGCUGGAAUCCAAAGAGAAAUAAAAGGACUGUAGUUAUGAUGCAAGCAAUGGAACAACCUUUUUGUUGCUUUAAAUGUGUUGUCCGGAAUAAUAUUUUUUUAUAUAGCAAUACUUCUCAUGUGUGAGAAUACGUGAAAGAGAUUGAAUGGAGAUGCUUCAUUUGUUAAUGGAUGUGUUUGUAAAUAUGAAAAGAAAGUAUGCUUUUUUUAAAUAAUUAACAUGAUAUCGUUAAUAGUUUUGAUUCAUGGCUUUACAACAGUCUUCCUUGUGGAAUGUUUCAGUAUGUGUUGAACACUUGCUGUGAGGGGCAUUAAUUUAAUACCUAUCUGACAAGCUAUAACAUGAACUGUCUUUAGCCUCCAAGGCUUUUCUGUGUUCUCGUCAUAUAUGGAGCUGUGAUGACUAACUAUGACUAAGCUAUAUGCUGUGUUUAACUAAGCUAUAUGCUGUGUUUAAUGUUUACUUGGAUUUCUUGUAGCGCCUAGAAGUGUCUUAAGCCAAUUUAGCUUGAAUCCCUCCUCAUACAGACAAACUAAAUGUAAUUUGUCUACAACUUAGAACAUCUCUGUAUAGUAUAUUCAGAUAUGUUCCCAAAUAUGUAUUCAAAUACGCUUUGUUUCUCCUAUCUUUUAAUAAUGAACCUCCCUCCACUGAAGGGAGUAUGCAUUUCCUGCCCAGCCUGUACCAGGAUGUAGGAUACACACACACCAACAGCAUACACUAGACUAAUUAACAUAGAGUUACAAAAAUACAAUAAAAAAAAAAAGGAAAUCUUGUGACUUCCUCUUAAUCAAAAAUAAAUAUAAGUCUGUGGCUUGAAUUUAAAUAUUAAAUACGCUUUGGGUAGUGCAAUCAGUGUUAUGUUAACCAACAUGUAGGACAUUUUGUAAGGCACUGCAGGGACUUAACCACUGAAAGUGCACCAUAUAGAGCACUUUAUCUUUUUUAUAUACAUAAUAUACUUUUCCAACAUGAUCGGCCAUUAAUACACCCCAAAUGUAUAUCUUUAUUCAAAACAAAUCAGGUUAUUUAAGGCACAGAUUAAGUGUGCUGUAUCUGUAAUGUUGUUUUGUAAAUGUUAUACACUUUAUUCCAAUUGUACUAAGGUGGAAGUUGUGGGCUCUUUUUUUAAAAGGGAUUGUUAUCCAUUUAAAUGUAGUAAUUUCAACUUAAAA